Messenger RNA from Cyprinodon variegatus (sheepshead minnow), 549 nucleotides. RefSeq names its product gamma-crystallin 1-like. Gene Ontology annotation, molecular function: structural constituent of eye lens. Lineage: Eukaryota; Metazoa; Chordata; Actinopteri; Cyprinodontiformes; Cyprinodontidae. The record is from RefSeq and is a predicted model, not a curated record. The coding region runs from base 1 to 549 and encodes 182 amino acids. Gene Ontology annotation, biological process: lens development in camera-type eye; visual perception. The transcript has 2 exons.
AUGCUGAUGGAAGGCUUCCUUCUGCUUCAUCAGAUCAUUUUCUAUGAGGACAGAAAUUUUGGAGGCCAUCACUAUGAGUGCAUGAACGACUGCGCCGACCUCCACUCAAUGUUUGACCACUGCCGCUCCAUACGCGUGGAAAGCGGCAUGUUCAUGAUCUACGACCAGCCCGAGUUCACAGGGAACCAGUUCUUUAUGAGAACGGGAGAGUAUUCUGAUUACAUGGGAAUGACUGGAAUGAACGACUGUGUACGGUCAUGUCGCAUGAUUCCUUCGCACAGAGGCAACUUCAUGAUGCAACUGUACGAGCACUUCGACAUGGAAGGUGAUAUGAUGGAGCUCACGGAAGACUGCUCAAACCUUACAGGUCGCUUCCACAUCACCAACUUCAACUCAUGUAACGUCCUUGAUGGCCACUGGCUGGCCUAUGAGCAGCCCAACUACAGGGGGCGCCACUACUACUUAAGGCCUGGUCAGUACAGGAGCUUUACUGAAUGGAAUGGAAUGAACUCCAGGAUUGGCUCCAUUAGACGUCUCAUUGAUCAGUAA